AUGGACCUGCUAGCUAUCCGGGCACCUGCAACGCAUUCGUCACUCGGGACUCGCCACUCGGACAGGAGUGGCAGCCUACUCACAGAAACGGCACAGUCCGGCUCAUCUGGUCUGGGGGGUUCCAAACCUGGGGACCCCUCAGCGGCUGCCAAACUGAAACCCAAUUACUCCCUGAAGUUUACUCUUGCUGGCCACACCAAAGCUGUCUCUUCGGUCAAGUUCAGCCCCAAUGGAGAGUGGCUUGCCAGUUCUUCGGCUGACAAACUGAUCAAGAUUUGGGGUGCCUAUGAUGGCAAGUUUGAGAAGACCAUCUCGGGGCACAAACUGGGCAUCUCGGAUGUUGCCUGGUCCACGGACAGCCGACUGUUGGUCAGUGCCUCGGAUGACAAGACUCUCAAGAUCUGGGAAGUGAGCAGCGGGAAAUGCCUCAAGACUCUCAAGGGCCACAGCAACUAUGUCUUCUGUUGCAACUUCAACCCACAGUCUAACCUCAUCGUCUCGGGCUCGUUUGACGAGAGUGUGCGCAUCUGGGACGUCAAGACUGGCAAGUGCCUCAAGACUCUGCCAGCCCACUCAGAUCCUGUGUCUGCUGUGCACUUCAACCGGGACGGCUCUCUGAUCGUCUCCAGCAGCUAUGAUGGGCUCUGCCGCAUUUGGGACACCGCCUCGGGCCAGUGCUUGAAGACCCUGAUAGAUGAUGACAACCCACCUGUGUCCUUUGUCAAGUUCUCACCAAACGGGAAGUACAUCCUGGCAGCCACCCUGGACAACACACUAAAGUUGUGGGACUACAGCAAGGGAAAGUGUCUCAAGACGUACACAGGGCACAGGAAUGAAAAGUACUGCAUCUUUGCAAACUUCUCUGUCACUGGCGGCAAGUGGAUAGUGUCCGGAUCAGAGGACAACUGUGUGUACAUCUGGAACCUGCAGACCAAGGAGGUGAUGCAGAAGCUGCAAGGGCACACAGAUGUGGUCCUUUGCACGGCAUGCCACCCCACAGAGAACAUCAUUGCUUCAGCCGCUUUGGAAAAUGACAAGACCAUAAAGCUGUGGCGGAGUGACACCUAAAAGCCAUUUUUAAGUUUUUAUUUGACGCAUUGCACUCCAAUGUAGGUUCUCACAUGUUUCACCCCUGUAUAAAACCGUGUGUCUGUGUACCAUUAAAGUUUGGUGGCACUCUGCCAAAGCCAA
This is a messenger RNA of Dermacentor silvarum, 1191 nucleotides long. It is a transcript of the gene wds, whose product is annotated as WD repeat-containing protein 5. Gene Ontology annotation, cellular component: Set1C/COMPASS complex. NCBI's taxonomy places the organism in Eukaryota, Metazoa, Arthropoda, Arachnida, Ixodida, Ixodidae. The transcript has 15 exons. Gene Ontology annotation, molecular function: histone binding. The record is from RefSeq and is a predicted model, not a curated record. Bases 1 to 1068 code for a protein of 355 amino acids.